AUGAAAAAAAAAAUGGAAAAAAAGAAAGUAUUUAUUCCUUUUCUAUAUCUUAUAUCUAUAGUAUUUUUACCCUGGUGGAUCUAUCUAUCAUUUCAAAAAAGUCUGGAAUCUUGGGUUACUACUUGGUGGAAUACUAAGCAAUCUGAAACUUUUUUGAAUGAUAUUCAAGAAAAAAAGCUUCUCGAAAAAUUCAUCGAAUUAGAGGAGCUCCGCUUGUUGGACGAAAUGAUAAAGGAAUAUCCAGAAACACAGUUACAAAAACUCGGUAUAGGAAUCCACAAUGAAACGAUUCAAUUGAUCAAGAUGCACAAUGAGGAUUGUAUCCAUAUGAUUUUGCACUUCUCGACAAAUUUAAUCUGUUUCCUUAUUCUAGGCGGUUAUUCCAUUCUGGGAAAUAAAGAACUUAUUCUUCUUAAUUCUUGGGUUCAGGAAUUCCUAUAUAACUUAAGCGACACAAUAAAAGCUUUUUCUAUUCUUUUAGUAACCGAUUUAUGUAUCGGAUUUCAUUCACCCCAGGGUUGGGAACUACUAAUUGAAUCUAUCUACAAAGAUUUUGGAUUUGCCGAUAACGAUCAAAUUAUAUCGAGUCUUGUUUCCACUUUUCCAGUCAUUCUAGAUACAAUUUUGAAAUAUUGGAUAUUCCGUUCUUUAAAUCGUGUAUCCCCAUCGCUUGUAGUGAUUUAUCAUUCAAUGAAUGACUGA
Molecule: messenger RNA, 702 nt
Organism: Spinacia oleracea (spinach)
Lineage: Eukaryota; Viridiplantae; Streptophyta; Magnoliopsida; Caryophyllales; Amaranthaceae
Source: the annotation of a RefSeq genome assembly